Otolemur garnettii (small-eared galago) is the source of this 2408-nucleotide messenger RNA. It is a transcript of the gene LRRC40, whose product is annotated as leucine rich repeat containing 40. NCBI's taxonomy places the organism in Eukaryota, Metazoa, Chordata, Mammalia, Primates, Galagidae. The record is from RefSeq and is a predicted model, not a curated record. Gene Ontology annotation, molecular function: protein binding. The transcript is spliced from 14 exons.
AGCGAAGGACCAGCUCCCGGCCGCGAGCCCGGCGCUCGGAGCGCGCGCUGGCGAAGGGGGCGGGGCGACUCGAGGCGCCACCUUUUAAGCUUCACGGGCGGAGCUGUUGCUCGGGGCGGUGUUUAAACAUGUCGCGCCUGAAGGGAGUAGCGAGGCAGGAUCCCCGAGCGGGUUUCAGAGCUGACUCGAGGGACGGCGGUACCUGCGUCCCGCAGGGGCUGUUAAAGGCGGCGAGGAAGAGCGGCCAGUUAAACCUGUCGGGUAGGAACCUCAGUGAAGUGCCUCAGUGUGUCUGGAGAAUAAAUGUUGAUAUCCCCGAGGAAGCUAAUCAGAAUCUUACAUUCGGUGCUACCGAGCGAUGGUGGGAGCAGACAGAUUUGACCAAACUAAUUAUAUCAAACAAUAAACUCCAGUCACUUACAGAUGACCUCCGACUCCUGCCUGCAUUGACUGUUCUUGAUAUACAUGAUAAUCAGCUGGCAUCCCUUCCUCCUGCUAUAGGAGAACUAGAAAAUCUUCAGAAACUUAAUGUCAGCCAUAACAAGCUGAAAAUACUCCCUGGAGAGAUUGCCAACCUGAGGAACCUGAAGGGCCUGUAUCUCCAGCAUAAUGAACUCUCUUGCAUAUCAGAGGGAUUUGAACAACUUUCCAGCUUAGAAGAUUUAGUAAGUUGUGAUUUUCCAAUUUUUACAUAUUUAACUGUAAUUGAACAUAAAAAAUUAAUUUACGUUUAUUUAGUUCAGUGGUACUUGAGUAUUCUUCAUUAUUGUAAUGGUAUACGAUACCACAGGUUCUUAAGUCCUUGUGGUGACUUCUCACACAUUCUUAGAAAGUGUAUACAAUCAGAAGUUAAUAUUUUUGGUUUUCAUUGCAUAUAUAUUACAGGACUAAAGCACUUGGACUGUAGUUCAAAUCUCUUGGAAGCUAUACCUCCUGAACUAGCUGGCAUGGAAUCACUGGAAUUGGUUUAUUUGUGGAGGAAUAAAUUACGUUUUCUACCAGAAUUUCCUUCUUGUAGGCUACUGAAGGAAUUGCACAUAGGUGAAAACCAGAUUGAAGUGUUAAAGGCAGAGCACCUGAAGCAUCUGAAUUCUAUUCUUGUGCUAGACCUGAGGGAUAACAAGUUAAAAUCUGUUCCAGAUGAAAUUACACUAUUACAGUCUUUGGAAAGGCUUGACCUAAGCAACAAUGAUAUUAGUAGUCUGCCUUAUUCAUUGGGAAACCUUCAUUUGAAAUUCCUAGCACUAGAAGGAAAUCCUUUAAGAACCAUUAGAAGAGAAAUUAUAAAUAAAGGAACCCAAGAAGUCCUAAAAUAUUUACGAAGCAAGAUCAAAGAUGAUGGACCUAGCCAGAGUGACUCUGUCACUGAGACUGCAAUGACACUGCCAAGUGAAUCCAGGGUCAAUGUACACGCCAUUGUCACAUUAAAAACAUUAGACUACAGUGAUAAACAAACCCCAUCGAUUCCUGAUGAAGUUUUUGAUGCAGUGAAGAGUAACAUCAUCACUACUGUCAACUUCAGUAAGAACCAGCUGGGUGAUGUUCCCAAAAGGAUUAUUGAACUAAAGGAAAUGGUUUCUGAUGUUAAUCUCAGUUUUAAUAAGCUUUCCUUUGUGUCCUUGGAGUUAUGUAUGCUUCAAAAACUGACAUUUUUGGAUCUCAGGUAUUUAUUGAUACCAUUGCUUGCCUUUUAAAACAAUUAUAACUUGUCCUUGAGUGAGCAGGAGACCAGCCUGAGCAAGAGUGUGACCCUGUCUCUAAAUAUAAACAGGUUCAAAGUGCUGCCUGAAGUUCUAUAUCGUAUCCUUACACUUGAAACAGUUCUGAUUAGUAACAAUCAGAUUGGAUCUGUGGACCCUCAGAAAAUGAAGACCAUGGAAAAUCUGACCACACUGGACCUUCAGAAUAAUGACCUCCUACACAUUCCACCUGAACUUGGCAAUUGUGUGAACUUGAGAACAUUACUACUGGAUGGAAACCCAUUCCGUGUCCCUCGAGCAGCCAUACUUAUGAAAGGAACUGCUGCUGUCCUGGAAUAUUUGAGAGACCGAAUUCCUACUUAAAUUGGAGUCAUUUCUUAAUUCUGGUCAUGUUGAUUCUUAAAAGAAUAUAACGUUUUGUUUUAGUAUUAUCUUAACAAUGAUUGCUAUCAUUGAUCUUAAAGUUUCCUGGUAUCACCUAGCCAUUUAUAUAACCGGCCUGCGCCACGUUCACUGCCACUAAAUAUUUUUACAUUGAUGACGAUUUAACAUUUUGUACGGUGUUGUCUAUGAUAUGUGCUCCACAUAGCAUGCUCAUAAAUUUGUGACGAAUGUUUUACAUAGGUUUUAUCCCAUUCACUUUCAUUUCUUAUAGCAAGCAGUUUCUUCAAAAGUUAAUUUUUAUUUAAUGUGACUUAAUGUUUUUAU